This is a messenger RNA of Tarenaya hassleriana, 3054 nucleotides long. RefSeq names its product protein FAR-RED IMPAIRED RESPONSE 1. Gene Ontology annotation, molecular function: zinc ion binding. The transcript has 8 exons. NCBI's taxonomy places the organism in Eukaryota, Viridiplantae, Streptophyta, Magnoliopsida, Brassicales, Cleomaceae. The record is from RefSeq and is a predicted model, not a curated record. Gene Ontology annotation, biological process: regulation of DNA-templated transcription. The coding region runs from base 308 to 2824 and encodes 838 amino acids.
AAACAAAAAAAAAUCUGCAGAUCCCUAAAAGUUCAAAGAAAAAAAAGAGGGGAACCCUAGAUUUUCUCCCCCCUGCUUCCCCACUCGCCUGCUUCCCCACUCGCCUGCUGUCCCCGUUUGGUGUUUUUGCUUCGCUCUCUCCACGUGAGAUUCUGUUUCCUUCUUUGGUUUCUCUGUCGCUUUCUGGGUACCUGUUUGGCUGCCGAGAAAAUGCGGGAAAAAGUUUAGGUGCUAAGGUGAAUUAUCUAUUGGAAAGAUUUGAUUUUUGUUUUCAUGGGAGCCAAUGGGUUGGUAAUGUCUUGUGGGUAUGAGAAGGAUUCUAGUGAAUCCAAAUGUGGCUGACUUCAGAAUGGAUUCUCAGGAGAAUCGGGUCAAUGGAAAUGGGGAUGAAAAUAUGGUUGACAUUGUGGAUGAAUCGCAGAACCGAGAUGUAGGAAAUGUUCAUGACCCUAAAGCAGGGGGACUUGGUACUAGUGGGGAUGUGGAUCUUGAGCCGCGAGAUGGUAUAGAGUUUGAUUCACACGAGGCAGCAUACUCGUUCUAUCAAGAAUAUGCAAAAUCUAUGGGUUUUACCACGUCGAUAAAGAAUAGCCGCCGUUCAAAGAAAACAAAAGAAUUCAUUGAUGCCAAGUUUGCCUGUUCUAGAUAUGGAGUGACUCCUGAAUCUGAGAGUGGUAAUAGCAGACGGUCAAGUUUGAAGAAAACAGAUUGCAAAGCAAGUAUGCAUGUGAAGAGAAGGCCUGAUGGGAAAUGGAUAAUUCACGAGUUCAUCAAGGGUCACAAUCACGAGCUCCUGCCUGCUCUUGCUUACCAUUUCCGGAUUCAGAGGAACGUUAAGUUAGCCGAGAAGAAUAAUAUUGACAUUCUUCAUGCUGUCAGCGAACGGACAAAGAAAAUGUAUGUCGAGAUGUCAAGACACUCGGGUGGAUUAAAGAAGAUUGAGUUGCCUCAGUCUGAAAUUGACAGUCAGCUUGAUGAUAUGGGUCGAUAUCUGGUGAUGGAGGAAGGUGAUUCUCAAGUAAUGCUUGAGUACUUCAAGCGUAUCAAGAAGGAAAACCCGAAAUUCUUUUACGCAAUAGACCUAAAUGAGGAGCAACGUUUGAGAAAUCUGUGUUGGGUUGAUGCCAAGAGCAGAGAUGAUUAUACGAGUUUCAGUGAUGUUGUAUCAUUCGAUACUACUUAUGUCAAGUUCAACGAGAAAUUGCCGUUGGCUCUUUUCGUCGGGGUGAACCACCAUUUCCAACCUAUGUUGCUUGGCUCUGCAUUGGUUGCAGAUGAGUCGAAAGAGACAUUCGUCUGGUUGUUAAAGACGUGGCUUCGAGCAAUGGGUGGUAGAGCUCCGAAAGUGAUACUCACUGAUCAAGACAAAGUCUUGAUGGCAGCCAUUUCAGAAGUCUUGCCAAACACUCACCAUUGUUUCGCGCUGUGGCACGUGUUGGAAAAGAUUCCCGAGUCUUUCUCCCACGUGAUGAAAAGGCAUGAAAAUUUUCUGCGAAAAUUCAACAAGUGCGUUUUCAGAUCUUGGACAGAUGAUCAAUUUGAUAUGAGAUGGUGGAAAAUGGUCACCCGAUUUGAACUUCAGGAUGACGAGUGGAUUCAGUGGUUGUAUGAACACCGGAAAAAGUGGGUGCCCACUUUUAUGAGCAAUGUGUUUCUGGCGGGAAUGUCUACGUCUCCCCGUUCUGAAAGUAUGAACUCAUUCUUCGAUAAAUACAUCCACAAGAAAAUCAGGCUGAGAGAGUUCAUUAAGCAAUAUGGUGCAAUUCUGCAGAAUCGGUACGAGGAAGAAUCUGUUGCAGAUUUCGAUACAUGGCACAAGCAGCCUGCACUUAAAUCUCCCUCACCAUGGGAGAAGCAAGUUUCGGCAGUUUACACCCACACGAUAUUUAAGAAAUUCCAAGUCGAGGUUUUGGGGGUUGUGGCUUGCCAUCCUAAAAAGGAAAGUGAAGAUGAAACAAUGUUGACAUUUAGGGUUCAAGACUGUGAAAAAGAAGAUGAAUUUCUCGUGACAUGGAAUAAGGCGAAUUCAGAACUUUGCUGUUUCUGCCGCAUGUUUGAGUACAAAGGGUUUCUUUGUAGGCACGCAUUGAUGGUUCUACAAAUAUGCGGUUUCCCGAGCAUACCGCCUCAAUAUGUUUUGAAAAGGUGGACAAAAGAUGCUAAGAGCAGACAACCGAGUGAAGAAGUUACCGAUCAGUUUCAGACCGGAAGGGUUCAGCGUUAUAACGAUUUGUGUAGACGGGCCAUUGAAUUGAGCGAAGAAGGUUGCCUGUCUGAAGAGAAUUACAACAUUGUUCUACGUACCCUAGUUGAAACCCUCAAGAACUGUGUUGAUCUGAAUAAUUCAAGAAGCAACAUUCUUGAAUCUAACAGCCAACCUCACAAUCCCGGUGAAGAAGAGAAUCAGGCAAUAGCUUCUGCAAAAUCUUCUAAAAAGAAGACCAUUGUCCGGAAAAGAAAGGGGCAACCAGAAGCUGAUCAAAUGCUUAUUGAGCCUCAGCCUAAUCUUCAGCAAAUGGACAACCUUAGCUCCGAGGGAAUGAACCUUAACGGUUUCUAUGGGACUCAACAGAACGUUCAAGGAUUGUUAAACUUAAUGGAACCACCUCAUGAAGGCUACUUUGUAAACCAACGAAGCAUCCAAGGCCUGGGACAACUGAAUUCCAUAGCUCCUGUGCACGAGAGCUUCUUCACAAAUCAACAAGCCAUUCCUGGACUGGCCCAGCUGGAUUUCCGGCCACCACCGACCAGUUUCAGUUAUAUACAGGAUGAGCAUCAUUUGAGAUCUGCCCAGUUACCGAGCAGUUCUUCCAGACAUAUAUGAACAAGACAGAGAGUACCUUUGCUUGUUUCCCCUUGUUCCAUUCUUGAAGCUUUCCAAGCAGUUGUUUUUUAUGAAAGCUUCAGAUCCUUCUGAGGAACUGAGUUACAACUUACAAGACAGAUGUAAUCUUCCAGUUUAGGUUUCUCCUCUGUUUAAGACAACUGAUAUAGCUUCAGAACACUUCACAAUCAACCAUCAUCCUCUGUAAAUUGUGGGGUUCCUUUGGGUUU